CCUUCGCCCGCCCCCCUCCCAGCUCCCAUGCCGCCAGUUUGUUAAAUUAAUGCAGUAAGAAAGUCUGAAGAUCUGAGGGAGUCCUGGCCAAAGGAAGAUGGGCGAGCUCAGAAAAUCGAGAUGCAUCUGAAGCCCUGGGCUCCUCAGCCCUGCGGGGUCGCCAUGGACCCUGACAGCCCCUGAAACUUGCCCUGAGCUCUCUCAUGCCUGCAGCCCUGAGCAAUGGGACACCUUUCCUGCAGCGAUCAUAACUUAUUCGGCGGGGACCAGAGAACAGGGAUCGCAAGGCGACAACAGACUCGCACGCAGGCAGGGAAACGAGAUUCCGGGACUCGGUCGCGAUGCGCCAGCCUGGCACAUUCUCCGGGAUUUAACUGAAGGCAGCACCGUCAAUCGCUUCCCCUGGCCCCUAGCCCCCUCAGGCCAGCCCAGGGGCAUAAAGCCCUGCUCUCUCUACCCAAGAUGCUCGCCCAAUCUAACGGUCGGAGGCCAGCGCUCUGAUCGCUACAGAAGAUUUUUUUUUUCCCUUGCAUGGAGCUGGCCGUUUAAACAGAAAAACAGGGGUAAAAAAGAAAAUAUACCCACCCCCAAACGUGCCUCCCCAGCGCCGCAGGGAGCCAACAGACAAGCUGGAGUUUAACAAACAGCAAUACUCUUCGCGCUCCUGAAAAGCAGGGCUGGACGCUCUCCGUGGUGCUGAAACGCUUCACGGCUGCCUCUGUCCGUGGUACCUACAGCCCCCUCGUUCCAAUUUCCCCUGGGGCUCUCCCUCCGCGCCCCUGUUCUACACCUCCCCUUAGCAUCUGGAUUAUUUUUUCAAUAGCGCUCGCUGGUUUUGUAAGUGCCAAUUUGAAACAUUUUUUACCCUCAUAACUCGUGGACUACAAAGCACAAGGACCUGAAAAAUGUACAGCUUCAAUACUCUUCGACUCUACCUUUGGGAGACCAUUGUAUUCUUCAGCCUUGCUGCUUCGAAGGAGGCUGACGCUGCCCGCUCCGCGCCCAAGCCUAUGUCACCCUCGGAUUUCCUGGAUAAGCUCAUGGGGAGAACCUCUGGAUAUGAUGCCAGGAUCAGGCCCAACUUCAAAGGUCCCCCGGUGAAUGUGAGCUGCAACAUUUUCAUCAACAGCUUCGGCUCCAUUGCUGAGACAACCAUGGACUAUAGGGUCAACAUCUUCCUGCGGCAGCAGUGGAACGACCCCCGGCUGGCCUACAAUGAGUACCCGGAUGACUCUCUGGACCUGGACCCAUCCAUGUUGGAUUCCAUCUGGAAACCCGACCUGUUCUUUGCCAACGAGAAGGGGGCCCACUUCCACGAGAUUACCACAGACAACAAACUGCUGAGGAUCUCCCGGAACGGAAAUGUCCUCUAUAGCAUCAGAAUCACCCUGACACUGGCCUGCCCCAUGGACUUAAAGAAUUUCCCCAUGGACGUCCAGACGUGUAUCAUGCAACUGGAAAGCUUUGGCUAUACCAUGAAUGACCUGAUCUUCGAGUGGCAGGAGCAGGGAGCUGUGCAGGUGGCAGAUGGACUAACUCUACCCCAGUUUAUCCUGAAAGAAGAGAAGGACUUGAGAUAUUGCACGAAGCAUUACAACACAGGGAAAUUCACCUGCAUUGAGGCCCGGUUCCACCUGGAGCGACAGAUGGGCUACUACCUGAUCCAGAUGUACAUUCCCAGCCUGCUCAUUGUCAUCCUUUCAUGGAUAUCCUUCUGGAUCAACAUGGAUGCCGCGCCAGCCCGUGUGGGCCUGGGCAUCACCACUGUGCUCACCAUGACCACCCAGAGCUCUGGCUCCCGAGCAUCCCUGCCCAAGGUGUCCUAUGUGAAAGCCAUUGACAUUUGGAUGGCGGUGUGCCUGCUCUUCGUGUUCUCAGCCCUGCUUGAGUAUGCCGCUGUCAACUUUGUGUCUCGGCAGCACAAAGAGCUGCUCCGAUUCAGGAGGAAGCGAAGACAUCACAAGAGCCCCAUGCUGAAUCUGUUCCAGGAGGAUGAGGCCGGAGAAGGCCGCUUCAACUUCUCUGCUUAUGGGAUGGGCCCAGCCUGUCUGCAGGCCAAGGAUGGCAUCUCAGUCAAAGGCGCCAAUAACAACAAUACCACCAACCCCCCUCCCGCACCGUCUAAGUCCCCAGAGGAGAUGCGAAAACUCUUCAUCCAGAGGGCCAAGAAGAUUGACAAAAUAUCCCGCAUUGGCUUCCCCAUGGCCUUCCUCAUCUUCAACAUGUUCUACUGGAUCAUCUACAAGAUUGUCCGCAGGGAGGACGUCCACAACCAGUGACGGGUCUGGGAUGGGGCGGGAGUGGGGGAGGCUGGGAGAGGGCAGAAUGGAAAUAGCACAGGAAUCUGAGAGCCUAAGGAAGAGAAGGGGAAGAGAGGGAGGGGGCACACAUACACAACUCCCUCUUUCUCUGAAAAAUGUGCAAUAGCAAAAUGCAGUGAUGCAUGAAUCUUAGAAUGUGGCACUAUCUAUUUAACCUCGGGUGGGCUGGUGGGGGGGGAGGGAGGGGCUUUUCUAAUACAGGAGCUGAGGGGUCGGGAGGAAGGGGAGGGUGGGUAGGGGUUAGGGAGUGAGGAAAAACAGCUUUCAAAAACUUGAGUCCAUGGGCUGUGCAGUUUUCCUAUUUGGAAGGAGAGUGCAGUCUGCCCCAGGGCAGAAGGAAAGCCAUGUAAUAUAUGAUAUAUAUUCAUGCUUAAUAUUAAUGCAAAAUCACAAGAACAAAGGAUUUGUUUCUUAACCUAUCAGCCUAGUAACUGCUUAAGUUUUUCAAGUCACAGAAGUGAUGGACAAUUUUUCCCAGAGUGGAAACAGUCACAAAUAAGCUUUUGCUCUGGUGUGUGUCCUAUACCAUGGCCUUCCAAAUGCCAUGCCUGUUUUCACACUGGCCUGGGUGGACACAUGCCAAAAAGGCAGUCCACCUCUGCUUCAAGAGGGUUGUGCAGCCUGGGCAUGGGCAGUGGAAAUGGGGCAAAGUGGAGAGAAGAGAGGGAAUGACUAAGGAGAUGGGGCAUUUUCAGAGGCCCAAGGAUUGAUAAUCAAGAGAACUGCACCUCAAUCCUCACGUCUCAAGGCUAAGGACCACACCCGCCCCUCUCUAAGCCCCUCUCGCUUCUGUGCUUCAACGCCCACCCCACUCACCCUCCACUGCCACCCAGAAAUGGCUGCCAUGGUUUCUCAUUAUAUUGCCAAUAUGCAAUCUUUUUUAUGGUGACAAAAAAAAAAAAGUAAUAAUCUCAAGAAAUAAUAUGCAGAUAGACUGAGUAUAAACCGAUGCACUUUUUUCAAAUGUCUAUUUUUUUGGAGAGUCUCUUUGGAAUUGCAAGUGGGUAUAUAUUUGGGAAGGUGGGGUCAGUGGGAUGAAAUGGACUUCUUACAGAGUGGUUCUACAGAGUGAAGUUUUAAGAGGUGAAAGGGUAGUAAUGAGGCUGCCACAGCUGAGAUAUAUACGGGUGGAAAGAGAUGGUAUGUUUAGAAAGUCUGUUCAUUAUAUUUUGACAUUUCCUAUGCCACAACGAAUGUGGGAAGCAUGGGGAGAUGACCCCAUUAUAUUUUUAUAAGUCUUUUGUUUGUUUUCCUUUUUGGUGCUUUGCUUAGCUUUAACAUUUAGGCAAGUUAGACAAAUAUUUCUUUCCCUCUAACUCUGAUGUGCCAGAACUAUCCCAGGUUGGCUAGGGCACUCCAGGAAAAAAAAAAAAAAAAAAAAAGGAGAGGGAUUAGGAAAUGAAUCGUGAAGGGUGGGGGACCCUGCUGAAGGACACAGAGGCUCACAGUUGGGAAGUCUGCAAUGUGGACCAUGGGAUUAAAGACGGGAGUUGCCUCCAGUAGCCUCUGUCCUCUCUGCCAACAAUGCCACGCCUGUAAUGAUGGCACGACUCUCUGGGGCAUGCUUCCCACUGUGGCCUGUGACCAGGGUCCUGGGGUACAUUUCUUCCCUUGCACUUCAGUGUCUUGGCUUUGAAUCAAAGUAGCAGUAGAUGGUGGGACGCAGUGGCCAAUCGGUUUGCCCUGAGGCUUGGGGUUUUACAUGUGUCUUUCAAGUAUCCCCAGUGUGGGGCAGGAGAGAGGGGAGACGUUGGGAGCCUAACUCUUCCCUAAAGCCCCUUCUUCCGGAGAAACUUCUCCCAUUUCCUGUGGCACAAUUGCUAAUACCUCUAGAAGCCCUCCCCACACACCCCCCCCCCCCCCACCCCAGAAAAGCAAGUCAAGACAAUGAUCUAAGGUGUUUAGGUAAAGAAAAUGCACUAAGCCGCCAAAAAAGGAUCUGGCUUUGAGGCUUGAAUGAUCAAACUGUUUACAUCCAGGUUCAAGGUUUGUAAGUCAUUGCCUUCCUUUCUCUUGGCCUGUGUAGAUCAGGAAGUUAAAUUGUAUUCUAGCCUUGGAUGAUGUGGGAUGGAACCCGGCUCCUGAGGGAUGGGAGCCAUGUGGGUAGGAAUCUCUCUUCUAAGACUAUCCUGUUAUCCUUUUCCCAACCACAAACUGUCUAAAGGAGGAAAAGGGAACCAGAGGGAUUUGAACAAGUACAACCAGUUCAAGACUGGAAUAUCAGUGUUUGAACUGCUAUCGGCACUAUGUUCACUUUAUUUAAGGGAGGGAAUCCUCAGCCCUGCAGUGAUGCAUGAGUCGCUGGAGAGGCUAUUUGCCCCUUUUACUAGCAUUUUACUCACUUUAUUUAAGGGGAAAAUCAUUUUUUUCAUAAGAAAAAAUUUAAGAAGCCCUUUUCCCUAGUUCGCUCGUGACGGGACUAAAUUCAGAACGUCUUGAAGUCUAGGUGAUCGGGCAGCGAAGGCAUCAGGCCUCUAUCAGGGACUAAAGACAGUAUCAAUUGUUCCAAGGCAUUCUGCCUCUGCUUGAAUGGCAAUAUCUACAGAUUUCAAACUGGGCUCCUUGUAUGAGGUGUCUGGAAUCUCUCCGAAACAAAGUCAUCACUGGGCUGUUUGCCCAACCUCUGCUGGGUCCUUGAACUUCUGCCACCAUAUUCAACCAGUGGCCCCACUGGGAAUGGCCAGGUCUAGUUGACAAGAUCUAGCAGACAAUAGAAUCAUCCUUUUGAGACGCAGAGGGGGAAUGUCGCUGAAAUCUUCUCUCCGACUGUUCCAAAUUUGGUAUCCCUCAUAGAGAAUAAAUGUGAGUGAAUGCAUUACAGCAGUGAAAGGAAGAACCUGAAUUUUAGUCCUAGCACUAAUAUGUUGGGAAAACUUGAAUAAAUGCUUUAGCUUUAGUUCCUCUACAAACACAGUGGGGAAAGGGGUAUAAACCUCUAACCCCUUCUAGCUCUAACUGUUCUGUGUGCUUGAACCGAUCUAUGGGAGGUUUACACAACGAAAGGCUUAAUGCCGCUUUUAUUUCCGAACCCUCUCAGUAGAUCUAGAUAGAUCCACGCAUACAUGGAUCCACACAAUCCUCAUGGCCUUUCUUCUUUGGGAAAUUUGUGGAAUCGUUUUUUCUUUUGCUCCACUUUAUCAAAGAUGAGCAGUGGCAGGAAAAGAACAUCCAUCAUUGUAAAGUCAAAAAUACCCUCAUGAAUUAGAAUGGAGCAUGCUCAAAGAGAAGGCAUUGUCAUUAAUGUAUAAUGUAGUGAGGAUUUAGCAAUAAACUACAUGGAUUUUAUCAUUAUAAAAAAAUCAAACUAGAUAACUUAGGCCAAAAACGUUUUGUAGGUGGCUCCAAGAAAUAGGACAAUACUUUCUCAAUUUCCUCUUCAGUCUGUACACAGAGGAUAUCAUACCUUGGGACUACAUACACCAAAUGCUAUGGUAGGGAGAAAACUGACUAAGGUAUAAUGGGUGGCUUACUGGUCUUCCAACCUCUACAUGGUUAGACCAGUAUUUAUGCAUGGAGGUAGAACUAGACAGGGCAUAGAGCGGAUGGUGAUUUCCCACACCUCCAAAACUGCAGCUAUUCCUAGGAAUCCAAUUUGAGAAAUAUCAAUUAAGCAGACAGAUAAUAAUGCCAAUAACUUCUCACCUUAGUCUACAACUUACCUUGAUUAGUUUCAAGAGCAGCCAAAAGAAAUGGCUCAUCUCUGCCAAUCUCUGGUCUUUUCAAACUUUCAAGAGUCCGUGCUGGGCUAAGGCUAUAGAGAGUAACCCAAGGACAGGAGUGAAUAUAAAAAUGUGCUAGGGUGUGUGUGUGUGUGUGUGUGUGUGUGUGUGUGUGUGUGCGUGAGAGAGGGAGAGAGAGAGAGAGAGAGAGAGAGAGAGAGAGAGAUAAAAGACAGUCAUUUAAUCCAGAUUAUUUCUUCUUCUAAACUGUCAAUAAAUAAGAAAUGUAUCCCUCUAAGAAGCCUAUCAAUAUUUUUCAUAGACUAUGUUUUCAUACUAGGGAGAAAACAAAUGAAUAUGACAGGAGUUGGUUACUUUCCUUCAAAGUACACAUUUUUAUGGGCAUCAUUAAAAAGAGAUUGUGUUUUGUGAGCCUCCAUGAUAUUAGAUUGCAGAGCAGAUUAGUGUCCCAGCUAAGCUGUUACCAUCACUGAUAAAUCAGUCUUUUGUGAAAAUUACAUCCCUUAGUUAAUUGCAACACACUGAAAUUGAAGGGAGCCAUCCUUCUGUCUGCAGCAACUGCCUCCUUAGUAGAAGAAGCUCGUAGGCAAAGGGCUUGGUGGUGGUACCAUUUGUGUCAGCUGGAGGACUGGGGUCGAGAGCUGAGGUCUACUUGUCCCCAUUCUGGCUGGAAUCCCGGCCCGGGGACAAUGAAUACCACUCUGGAAGCUAUCGGGUUUAUUCAAAAACAAGCACCUUCUGCACAUUCUGCCUGCCCUCUGCCCCAACUCUGAAGAGGUGGGCAAGAUGGGGUUUUCUCUACAGGCUAGGUUUCCCAGAUUGACUAGAAAGCUUGCAUUGAGGGGCUGGUAAGAUCUGAGGAAGGCUGAAUGGCCCUCUACCCUCCAAGAUAAAGCAUCCUUAAUUCAGGAACCGAUGACACCAAAACAAGCUUACUAUAAACAAGCAAGUAGAAACCAUGUUCUUAAAAUAUAAUUUAUCUUUUUUUCCUCCACUAAGCCCUUUCUCUGAGAAACCAGCUUCAGAAAUUUGAAUUGAGAACCCUUCUGUUUUCCUGUAGCUCUACAAAGCCAGAAAUAGGAGCUCACACUGACCAAAGGAAGGAUUAAAAGAAACGUGCCUUGUUUUGUUUGAGCUGGCUUGCCCAACGACUUGUAUCUGUGUAAGGAACAGUACACGUUGGAAAGGCUUUGGUUUCACAGUAUCCUGAAAUCCCAAUGAAUAAAGAAUAUCGUUAGAUAGGUUGAAAUUCAAAUAAAGAACUUGGAAAAAUCCUGAAAUGCUGCCGUCCCCACCUAAGUAAUCUAGAGUCUUGGGGGUCCAGACUAGAUGAUGCCACUACCAAAUUAUUAUCCCGUUGCUUCCUUUGGGAUUUCUCAAGCUGUAAAGACAGCAACGUCAGGAGACAGGUUUGUUCAUACGUAGGUGCUAUUACAUGCUGUUUUGAUGGAGCUGUGUGGUUAUUUAAAGCAAUAAUUAAGGUGCUUUAUCAUUCUUUAGAAAAGCAAAAUGAGUUCCGAAGUAGAUAUUAUUGCCCAAUAAUUUCUAGGAUCAUUAAGGCUUCUUCAGUUAGCAUCCAGACCAUUACUUCUCCCUCUCGCACUCUCUCUCUGCCUCCUCCCACAGCCUCCCUGUCAGCAUCUCCUCUGCUUCAUCAUCUGUGCCUCUCAUUUGGUGAAACCAAACUCUUCUAGAAGAUGCUGGUUUAUUUCCGAGGGGGUGGGGGGUGGGGAGGACUAGAAUGGACGUAGCAGCUCCUGUCUCAUUUGUUUUAAGGCUGCGAUUUCUAUUCUUCCUCUUCCCUGUGCGUUUUGAAAUUUCACUGCUCUGGAAAAUUUCCAUUGGAACAUUGGGUCGAGAAGUCAGAGUCUAGAGAAUGGCGAGCCAAAAAUAUACCCAGUGAUGAAAAUUAUGUUCUACAUAAGGCCAUUAACCGGGUACAGAGCAGCACCAGGUAACUAAUGUCGGGAGGAAAGACAUUUGCUGGAUGCAAACACAGUGGGUCUCCCGUUCCCACACUUCCCCUGCUCCAUGCUUCCCUGCGUUGCCUUGUGUCUGGCUUGCCUUUCUUCAGAUUCCACUGUUUUCUUAAGCAACUUCAGAAACCCCGUACCCUCUUUAAACACACCUGCCUUCUGAGGCGGACAGAGGCCGGUAGGAAGUGGGUCCUUGUUCUGGCAUCACCUCAGGCUCACCAUGGAAACUGCAGGUAAGCUACUUCAUCUUUCUAGGCCUGCUCACUACCCUGUAAAAAGAGGGAGUUGAAAGAGAUUGCUCAAAGGCAAACCCUGGAUACUUUCAUGGGUUAAAGAAAAGAAGAAAGGGUAUACCAUGUGUUAGAGAAGAUCUCAUUACUUCCCCCUUUUCGGUCAGGCUUGGAAUCCCAUCCCAGGCCUUUUGGUGGACAGGUGGGGAGAGGUUAAGAAAGAGGAGAGUCUUGGCCCUCAAGGAGGUUGCAAUCUUAGUUUUUUGGUGGCUCGUUGUGGUGGUUGUUGUUGUUUGCCACGAAAGUGAAGGUAUUUCACGGCACUGAUGGACUUGCCUCUAAGACUGGCUUCUCACCGGAGAAUCCCAUCAAAUGCCAGGACAACAUUCUACUCUGGUAUUUUAGCAUGUGUGUCCUAUGAAGGCAUGGCAGGUGAGGUCUGUCCGCCAGAGCCUCUGGAAGAAUCAAAGAGAAACACAAUCAGAGCAGAACUCGUGAAAUACCCCAAGGGAAAUACUGCAAUGACUCCAAGUCCCCUCUCAGCCUGUUCCCUGCACACACAAUUUAAUCAUAACGAGAAACUUCCAGCAAGAUUUAAGAAUAUUUUCCCAUUUGUACAUUAUGCUAGCUGCAGUUACAGGCAGAAAAAAGUGGGAUUGUUCCAGGCCACUAGAGACAUUCAUCUAAAUUCAUACCAUUAGCUAGGCUACCCUAACAAAAAAAUAAAAAAUAUUACAGCAGGUGUGGCUGAAGUUGGGCGAGCUCACUGCACAUCCUCCCCCCGCCCCCCACCCCUGCCGCCAAACAAAACCUCACCCUGGCAAUGAUGUUUCUGAAAUUGCUUCCACACUCCCAUAGCUCCAACAAACACUGCUUAUAAUCAGAAAACACUGCCCCUAUCUUUCCCAGCAAGGACAUAUUUAUGCUUUCUAUCAGUGGAAUCGCUUCGAAACAUUUAUAGGUUGACAUUAUAACAAAUGAUCUCUACUCUGUCUUCAUCUGGCCCUGGAAUUAAUGGGAAUAUUGCAGACUGAAACGUUUUCCUUGUUCCCAAGGUUAAGAGUUAACAGGCUUUUUAAAAAAGAUAAUUUUAGAUUUCCCAUAAUAAAAUAGAAACCAUAUGGUAACCCAAUCACUUCCUACCCUUGGCCCCCAUCACCAUAUAGCCACUUCCUUCUUUGCCCCUGAAAGACUCAAAUAAGGGAUUUUAAAAGACCUCUAAAAUGGAAGUGUGAUAGCACAAAUACAGGGAAAUGGUAAUUGUAUAGUCUAGGUGGUUAAUAUAUAGUCCCUAUAAAAUUCUUACACGUUUUCCCCUCCGACCCUCAGUUUUCCUAUCUGUACAACAGGAGUACUGAAUUUCCCACUCUUCAUCUUACCCUCUCAGUUUUCCUCUCUAUACCCAUUUGUGGUUUUCUAGUGCAGAGGAAAGGGUACUCACUUCCAAGAAGGCUGAGAUGCAACUACCACAGGCACCUGAUCUUGAGCAAGACCAUUAUCUCUCUGCCCCUCAGUUCCUUUAUGUAUUUGGAGACAAUAAUACACAGGUCCAUCUUCUAGAUAAAAUGAGAUAGUACACAUUAUUAACUCCACCCCCACUGUAAACAAUGUAAAGCACUGUCACUAUCUCCGUCUCUCCCAAAUUCCUAUUUCUUCCUCUUUGCCAGAAGAGGGCAGCCAAGAGCUUCCUUUUAGAAUUGAAGAUGGCUCCCAAAAGGCCAAAUCCACCUGCCCUAACAGAGCAGCCUAUGACCCUUCCGGACUGGCCCCUCUGUGCUUCCUCUCGCUUAUACACCCACUGAAGGGACCUACACUCUAGUGCUGAUCUCACUUAUCAAGAAUCUGCAUCCCUUUUGCCCAAGUAUCAUUUGAAUGUUACCUAAAUAGAAAGCACACCAUAGCUCUGCAAAUAGCUGUCACUCAUGUAAACUAGUAAGAUUGUGAAUGAACCCUGCAAAUCCCAAUACUGCUACUGAGCACCUACUCUAGGUCAGUCUCUUUAAAUUACAUGAUCUAGUUUCAACGAUGGCCCUGAUCUUCUCAAUUUGUACAUGAGGAAACCGAGGCUUGGAAAGUUUAUCAUAUUAGCCCAAGUCAAAGUCUUGCCAAAGUUUGGACCUGAUUCUAUAGACAACAGGAAGCUAAGUUUUGGAAACAGGCAUGAUGUGUUUACCUCUUCCACUUACCUGUUUUUGACCUUCAAGAAAUUAUUUUGCCUUAUUGAUGACCUUAGUCCCCACCCCUCUCCCCAUAAAACACUCUAUCUUCCCAAAUUAUUGAAUAUAAAAUCAAGACAUUGAUGUGGUAACUUACUUUGUCAUUAAAAAAAAAGUAUACAGGUUUUUAUUAGUUCAUUUUAACUUAAAUGAAUCUAAUAACUGCUGCUAAAAAAGUAUAGACCCUUUUACUUUGGUAACAUUCUACUACACAAAAAUUUAAGCUCCUGUAACGUGUUGAAUGCCAAGGAAUACUACCUUUACUAGGCUAGAAAUCAAACAUCUUGAUUAAGAACCAACCAGACAAUCCUUGGCCACCUUCUUUUCAGAACUUGGGUAGAAACAAUAUAAAUCUAUUAGCCCACCUUAAGAGGUUGAGAGUCUACUAAUCAAUCCAGUUUGGGGCAUAUGAGGGAUUUAGACUGGAUAUGGUACCAUUUUCUGGAUAUAGAAUUGUGGAAUAGAAUAAAAUGAGUAAGCAACAAGGCAGGGUGGGAAUAUAUGACAUUUGGAAGAGAGUGAAAACACCCUCGUUUGUAGUCCUGCAUGAGAGACCACUUGUGUGCUGGAAUGGCCUGGAUUUGGCCAGCAUCAAGAGUUAAGGACUAGACUUAUUCUGGAAGUCUUUCCUAAGUCUAGAAUCCCUUUAAAAUAUUCACUCAACUAAGAGCCUACUACAAACAUUGCCAAGGCAUAGGAACGAAAGGUAAACACCAUCCCUAACUACAGAACUUACAAUUCAGAGCAGUGAGAUGUGAUAUGGAUAUGAAUACAUAAUUUUCAAAGGAUGAUAUGGUGAUGAAGGAGGCAGAGACAGAAUUCAGAGAAAUGGUACCUCACAGGGACAAUCCAAGGUCUCCUGGAGAACAGAACAUUUGAGCUCAGACUCUAAAGCAAAAGAAUAUUUUCCACAGCACUUUACUAUCUGGAUUUAUGUAAUUGUGGUCUCAUCCACCUUUCAAAGGGUUAACACAGGUAACCAUUUCCUCCAGGCAGGUAUUCAGGUAAAGUGGGAGCAUCUCUCCAUAUGAGAUACCAUUGCAACAAAUGUAUUAAAAAUGGCAGGCUGACCAAUGUCCCAGUCAAGGAGGGCCUCCUAAUGGUCCUUUACCCCCCCCCCCCCCAUCCAGGCUCUGGAAAUAAAGUGUGACAAUGGAAUUACAGGGAAAUGCAUGAACAUACCCUGCCCCUGCUCCCCUACCCGCCCCCCCCCCCACCACCACACACACACACAAAAGUACUCUUAGAAGCCGCAGCUUGUCUCCAAGUCCUUUUGUUCCCGACUUAAGAAUCCCCUGGGUGAUGUGUAGGAAUUGGCCAGACCAGUUCAUGGGACAAGGCCUCUGCUUACUACAUUUCCUAGGUUGCACUUGCAUCAUCCACAUCUCUUCAGUUGUAUCCAGAAGCUUGGGCUUUGGCAUAACAGAACCAUGAGCUAUAGGGCAGUGAUGCCAGGAAUGUCUUAGUGCUCUGCGGACUAGGACAGCUCCCCCUGUGCAGCUCUGAAUGCUGGUGAGGAUAGGAACAUUCUGAAUAGACCCUAGUGACAUCAAGUCAGAUUCAGCGGGUGUCCAGGUCAACUGCAACAGACUUGCCUUUAGAUGAUUUUUUGCAAUGUCCCAGCCUGGAGGAAGCAGUUCAGCCUUUCAAAGUUUGAGUUACACAUGGAAGGUCAGGGAACAGGUCUCAAAAAUUGUCAGUCAGGACUAGGAAAUGUACGCUCUUUCACUUUUCUAUCAGCUUUGUUUUUAACCUCCCUUGCAUUUGCCUGUCAUCCAUCCACCUGUUUAUUAAAUCUAUUAUGGCAAGGGCAGUGUACCUUGAAAGCAGGGCAUCAGAAUGAAAUAUGGCCCCUUUUCUUACAAUAUAGGAGGGGAUGCUAAAGUGCCAAAAUAAUCACUAAUGUGGAAUGCAGAAAAUAUGUUAACAGAGAAAGGAGGGUGCCGCAGAGCAGGCAGAGAAUAAACCAUAAAAUGUUUCCAGGCUUACAGGCCAUUUGAACAGUGGUACCUUAAAGAUGAGGUUUUGACGGAUGGGGAGAGUCUUCCAGCAAAAGGAACAACAUGAGUAAAAAUAUGGAGGUAAAAACCAAGGGGCAUAUACGAGGUAUAGCGAUUAUCUGUUUGGCUGAAGUGUCAUGAAUGGAGACAUGUUUGGAAAGAUGAUUUGGAGUAUAUCAUAACCACCUUAAAUAUAGAAUAAGGGAUCAGGACUCUUGAGUAUGGCAAUUCUCAAAGACCAAUCAAUAAGGUAUUCAUUCCUUCAUGGGCAGAACAGCUCAUUCUGUCUCCUUUCCAUUAGCUGACAUUUCCAGCCUAAGUCAGAUUUUCCUGUACUUAUUUCGGGAGAACUUACCUUUUCCUCCAUCUCAGAAGCAGUUAUUGUACCCACUAGAAAUUCACAUCUUCAAGGGCAUCAAUUCAACCCAACAAGUAUUAAGCAUUUAGUUGUGCUGGGUAGGCACUAGAAGGGGGAUAACAAAGGUAAAGUCAUGGUUCUACGAUGAGCUCACUAUUCUACAGUGAUUCUGAAAAAGCUACUUAAUCCAGUGCAGGUAUUUCUAAAGGAGUGCUUGUGGUCCAAAUAUUAUAACCUUUAUGUUGGUCUGAAAUAUUAAACAGAGCUGACCUAGAAGGAAAAUACAGUCUAGCGUAUCCUUUUUAUUCUCAGCUGCACCUGAAAUGACUUCUAACCUGGAGAGCACUUCUCUAUUCAAACCAUGAGAUCACGUCCAUAAAGAAAAAAGAGUAUAGAAGUGGGGAAAGCCAAAUACGAACAGAAAGAAAAAAAAAAAAAAAAAAAACUGGUUUUUAAUCAAGUCAUUGCUACUGGAAGUAUGUAAAAAGAAUAGUUUGUGGGAUUUUUUUUUUUUUUCAGAACAAUUUUUCUUAGGCAAAUUCAUUAGAAAAAAUAUUGUGGGCAAAUAGAUUAGUAUAACCUACCCUAGUAAAUCAAAGACUACCCUCUAAGUCUUCAAAAGUAUUACUAUCAAGUAAGUAGUUUGCUAAACUCAAUUUUUCCACAUUAGGUGUAUUUCUACCUCAUUUAAAAGUGUACCAUGCUCAACAUGCCUGAAUGGUAUGUAAAAAGCUGAAACAUUGAUGUUCCCACAAUUAAUCUCAGAACAUUUAAAAUUCAUAUUAUUUCAUACUUUCAUGGUUCAACCUUCCAAUACUUAAUCCAUUAUUUUCAGCACUAAUGGUAGUUAAAGUGAGAGGAGUGAAUUAAACCCCAAUGGGUGCAUCUUGCUUAAUUAGUCUAUUGAAUGCAGAUAAAAUGCCUACCUGAAGAAAAAAAAAAAAAAAAAAAAGCUAAACAGCCAAGUUCUACUUUCAAGACAAAUACACCAGGUACCUCAGCAGCCUCCAAGUAAGUUUUAAAAACUGGACACGAUACAAGUCUUCAACUGCUGUAAUUAGACCUGAAAUGUACAAAAUGAACCACAAAGUGACCAAGACAAGACGCUUAAUACUUUUAAGCCCUCUAGGUAAGAGUGACAAAGGAUGUCCAUGUCUCAGUGUGUAGGUCGGCAUCAUAACUGACCAGUUGGCUAAAAUCACUUUGUCUAGAACUGAUGCAAAGUAUCAGUUGGAAAUUGCUAGCAUUUUCAGUCAGGAGCGGUUGAGGCAUGAUUGGGAAGGACAGUGAGGGCUUACUUUCUAAGUGUGCAAACAUACUCCAGUGCUUCCAAAUCACAAUUCUUUGGUCUUCUCCCAAGACAAGCCAUUUCCAGACACCUCAAACUCGACUGGCCCAGGGAACCCAUGGGAGGAGACCCAAUUACCUUGCAGCCAUAAUUGUUGUAAACAUGCUGGAGCCAUAGUUGGAAAAUGGUCUACAGAGAAACGGGGACAAACAGGACCACUAGGGAUUUUCAAUUCACAGCUACGUCAACAUUAAUGAAAAAGCAGUAUUAGAUUGAUUGAAAACAUUCCACGGGACUUAUUAUCAAAUAAAGGCUCAGUCACUGGGGAAAAGCAUAUUUUAUUGACAUAAUUUAUCUUAGACUUAGUAACUUUAACUCAAGAUUCAUCCACCAAGGUGGGCCAGUUUCUGCCAAUAGAACCAGAGUGCGCACUCUCGAGAGUCUCACCCCAACCUUGCCAAAGCAAAGGACUUCUAACUGGAAGUCAUCUCCAAAGGACUUGCCCUUAUAUUUUCCCCAUUUCACGCACUUAAGAUAUUUGCACAACAGAUGUACCCUUUGUCUUAAAAGUUGCCUGAUUUGAUGUUUAGACAGAAGAACAAACCCCAUGUUAUUCUUCUGCAAGUGAUUUUGCAUUUCCUUUUUUUUUUUUUUUUUUUUUUUUUUUUCAAAAAGGUAGCUACCGACUUACGGAUGUCACGACAUACAGGGGAUAAAAGCGUUAACUUGCAACAGGUCCAGGGUAUGUUACCUUGACACCUCACAAUUUGGUUCAUUACAUUUUAACUACUCAAAGUUAUUUUAACCCCAAAGAACAGACAGGCACCGUGUAUUUCUUCAGGUCACAAUGCCAACACUGGCUGUGGAGUCUGAUACAGGUAAGACGACUACAAUUUACAAUUCUGACUGUGAUUCCAAUACUUUUGGGAGAUGUAAAAUAUGCUGGGCUGGGCAGUGUGAGUUAGUUAAGCUACAAAGUGCUUCAUCACCCAUAAUGGAAGAGGUUCAAGAUGAUUCAUACUUCCACGUAAGACUACAAAAGUCACAAGCCCACAUAAAAGCAACUGACAGCCAAAGUAGAAGAGAUUUCAGGAGCCUGGGGGCAUCUUAAACAAUUAAUUGGCCUGGAAAAUUGGGUCAGAAUUACUCACAAAGCUCCUCAUCCUUUCCCAGAAGAAAAUGUGAUAGUAUGUCUUUUAUAUGGAAAUUUCUUUGUAUAUAUGUAUAAACUUGGUAUGGCCUUAAUGCUGCAGUUAAGGAUUUGUCUGGCUACCACCUUAAGCAGCGUGUUAAGCAAUCGCUUCCUUAAUGUAACAUUUUUACUUCUUACUGGACUCUUAACCUGAAACAACCAAUUCCCUUUAGCCCCUUACUCUUGGCCCUUUUUUGCAUGGAAUCAUAAAAGUUAUGGCAGUUAUUUUUUGGCUUAUAAAAAAAUCUAUUUCUGCAGUUUGAAGAUGUAAUGUAAAAUUUCUGUGAUACAUGUAUAUAAAAAUAUAUUUAUUGAACCAUCCAUAUACACAUAUCCACGCUGAUUCCAAUGGAAAAAAAUUAAAGUUUUCUGAAAUUUU
Molecule: messenger RNA, 15640 nt
Organism: Leopardus geoffroyi (Geoffroy's cat)
Lineage: Eukaryota; Metazoa; Chordata; Mammalia; Carnivora; Felidae
Gene: GLRA1
Product: glycine receptor alpha 1
Exons: 9
Coding region: 906-2279 (457 amino acids)
Biological process (GO): chloride transmembrane transport; regulation of membrane potential; chemical synaptic transmission
Cellular component (GO): plasma membrane; synapse; postsynaptic membrane
Molecular function (GO): extracellularly glycine-gated chloride channel activity; transmitter-gated monoatomic ion channel activity; glycine binding
Source: RefSeq, a predicted model, not a curated record